GAAGCCGACACGGUGCCCUCAGUGCUCUCCGGUCGGACGGUGUGCGGCUCCACGGCGGCACUGCGAUGAUAAAAGCCGCAUAUGCGGGAGGCUCCACACCUACCGGGAGGGAACCGAACCGAGCAGCAGCUUGACCGGAGCUCCGCAGCCUUAACUCAGCCCCGAGCCGCCGCAAGUGCCAGCAGUACCAUGUCCAGGCCGUCGGGGGGCGGAGCCAACGAUGUCACCCGCUUCCUGUCGUCAGGGGCGGGGCCAGGGUCUCCCACCUCUGGCUCCUCGGUGUUCUCGGCCGCCAGCCAGGCCGACUGGGCCGCCAAGAGGCUGGUGUGGGUGCCGUCAGAGAAGCACGGCUUCGAGUCGGCCAGUAUCCGGGAGGAGCGCGGUGACGAGGUGGAGGUGGAGCUGACCGACAGCCAGAGGAAGCUGACGCUGUCCAGGGAGGAGGUCCAGAGGAUGAACCCCCCGAGGUUCAGCAAAGUGGAGGACAUGGCCGACCUGACCUGCCUGAACGAGGCCUCGGUGCUGCACAACCUGCGGGAGAGAUACUACUCCGGCCUGAUCUACACGUAUUCGGGUUUGUUCUGCGUGGUGGUGAAUCCCUACAAGAACCUGCCCAUCUACACCGAGUCCAUCGUGGAGAUGUAUCGCGGAAAGAAACGCCACGAGAUGCCUCCUCACAUCUACGCCAUAUCAGAGGCGGCGUACCGCAGCAUGCUGCAAGAUCGAGAAGAUCAAUCGAUUCUCUGCACAGGAGAGUCUGGAGCUGGAAAAACAGAAAACACAAAGAAGGUCAUCCAGUAUCUGGCUCAUGUUGCUUCGUCCCAUAAAAGCGGAACUCUGGGCAGGAACAAGGAACCUGUGCAGAUGGACGGUUCUCGGUCUCUAACCAGAGGCAGCUCUCUGGCCAGCAGGGGUGAACUGGAGCGCCAGCUGCUGCAGGCCAAUCCCAUCCUGGAGGCCUUCGGAAACGCUAAGACCGUCAAGAACGACAACUCGUCCAGAUUUGGUAAAUUCAUCCGUAUUAACUUUGAUGUGGCUGGAUACAUCGUUGGUGCCAACAUUGAAACCUACCUCCUGGAAAAGUCUCGAGCUACACGUCAGGCCAAAGAUGAGAGGACCUUCCACAUCUUCUACCAGCUGCUGUGUGGAGCCACAGAUGAAACCAGAGCCGACCUGCUCCUCGGUACUGCAGACGAGUAUCGGUUCCUCAGCGGCGGUUCCAUCCCUGUUCCUGGUCAGAGCGACUCGGAGAACUUCACCCAGACCAUGGACUCCAUGACCAUAAUGGGCUUCACCCCUGAGGAGCUGCUCUCCAUGCUGAAGGUGAUCUCCGCUGUGCUCCAGUUUGGAAACAUCUCCUUCAUGAAGGAGAAGAACCAGGACCAGGCCUCGAUGCCUGACAACACGGCGGCCCAGAAGCUGUGCCACCUGCUGGGCAUCAACGUGUUGGAGUUCACCCGUGCCAUCCUGACGCCGCGGAUCAAAGUGGGCCGGGAGUACGUCCAGAAGGCCCAGACCAAAGAGCAGGCUGACUUUGCGGUGGAGGCGUUGGCGAAGGCGACGUACGAGCGUCUGUUCCGGUGGUUGGUUCACCGGAUCAACAGAGCUCUGGACCGGAGGCAGAGACAAGGAGCUUCGUUCAUUGGCAUCCUGGACAUCGCAGGGUUCGAGAUCUUCCAGCUGAAUUCCUUCGAGCAGCUCUGCAUCAACUACACCAACGAGAAGCUGCAGCAGCUCUUCAAUCACACCAUGUUCAUCCUGGAGCAGGAGGAGUACCAGCGGGAAGGAAUUGAGUGGAACUUCAUCGACUUCGGUCUGGACCUGCAGCCCUGCAUCGACCUCAUCGAGAGGCCGGCUCAUCCUCCCGGCGUUCUGGCGCUGCUGGACGAGGAGUGCUGGUUCCCCCGGGCGACGGACCGGUCCUUCGUGGAGAAGCUGUCGGCUGAGCAGGGCGGCCACCCCAAGUUCUUCAAGUCCAAGCAGCCGCGAGGAGAAGCUGACUUCUCCAUCAUCCACUACGCCGGAAAGGUGGACUACAAGGCUGAUGAUUGGCUGGUGAAGAACAUGGACCCUCUGAACGACAACGUGGCGUCGCUGCUCCACCAGUCGUCCGAUCACUUCGUCUCAGAACUUUGGAAGGAAGUGGACCGGAUCGUGGGUCUGGACCAGGUGUCCUCAGGUGAGAGCAGCGGUCCGGUGACCUUCGGAGCUGCAGGUCUGAAGACCAAGAAGGGGAUGUUCAGAACCGUGGGUCAGCUCUACAAAGAAUCCCUCACGAAGCUGAUGGCCACGCUGAGGAACACCAACCCCAACUUCCUGCGAUGCAUCAUCCCUAACCACGAGAAGAGGGCCGGUAAAUUGUCGCCUCACCUGGUUCUGGACCAGCUCAGGUGUAACGGGGUUCUGGAGGGGAUCCGGAUCUGCAGACAAGGGUUCCCCAACCGGAUCCCGUUCCAGGAGUUCCGACAGAGAUAUGAGAUCUUAACUCCGAAUGCGAUUCCUCGAACCUUCAUGGAUGGAAAACAGGCGUCGGAGCUCAUGAUCCGGGCUCUGGAGUUGGAUCACAACCUGUUCAGGGUCGGUCAGAGUAAAGUCUUCUUCAGAGCCGGAGUUCUGGCUCAUUUGGAGGAAGAACGAGACCUGAAGAUCACCGACACCAUCAUUCGAUUCCAGAGUGCCUCCAGAGGCUUCCUGGCUCGCAAAGCUUUCAUGAAGAAGCAGCAGCAGCUCAGCGCUCUCAGAGUGAUGCAGAGGAACUGUGCAGCUUAUCUCAAACUCAGGAACUGGCAGUGGUGGCGACUGUUCACUAAGGUGAAGCCUCUGCUCCAGGUGACCCGGCAGGACGAGGAGAUCCAGGUGAGGGAGGCCGAGCUGCAGAAGGCCAAAGACAUGACCCGGGUGGAGGCAGGACUCACGGAGCUGGACAGGAAGCACGUCCAGCUGAUGGAGGAGAAGGCGGUGCUGGCCGACCAGCUGCAGCCGAGGCCGAGCUGUUCGCCGAGGGCCGAGGAGAUGAGGGCCAGGCUGGCCAGCAGGAAGCAGGAGCGAGAGGUCCUGGGGGAGCUGGAGAGCCGGCUGGAGGAGGAGGAGGAGAGGGGCGUCCAGAUGAGCAACGAGAAGAAGAGAUGCAGCAGAACAUCAGGACUGGAGGAGCAGCUAGAGGAGGAGGAAAGCGCUCGUCAGCGCCUCCUGCUGGAGAAGUCACCCUGGAGACCAAAAUCCAAGAGUCUGGAGACGGAUCUGCUGACGGCCGUGGAGCAGAGAGACCGACUCUCCAAGGAGAAGAAGCAGCUGGAUGAACGUCUGAGCGAGGUGACCGACCAGCUGACCGAGGAGGAGGAGAAGACCAAGAGUCUGAACAAGCUGAAGAACAAACAGGAAGCCGUCAUCGCCGACCUGGAGGAGCGUCUGAAGAGGGAGGAGCAGGGCCGUCUGGAGCAGGAGAAGUGGAGAGGAGGAUGGAGAGCGAGUCUCCUGGAGGCCCAGGAGCAGCUGUCUGACCUGGGGCUUGCUGCUGCAGAGCUGAGGGGCAGUCUGGCCCAGAAGGAGAAGGAGAUCACCACCCUGCAGGGCCGGUAGGACUCCUCAACAUCUGCUGCAUCUGCCCGGAGAGCGAAGCUCAGAGAUCUCUGAGGAGCUCUGUCUCAGGUUUCAGAGCUGAAGGAGGAGGUGGAGAACGAACGGAUGAGAGAACGAGCAGAAAAACAGAGACGAGACCUUGGAGAGGAGCUGGAGGCUCUGAGGACGGAGUUAGAAGAUACUCUGGACACCACGGCCGCUCAGCAGGAGCUCCGCUCUCGUCGGGAGGCGGAGCUCAGCGACCUCCAGCGGUGCGUCGAGGAAGAAACUCGACGCCACGAAGCCCAACUUUCAGAGCUGAGAGUGAAACACGGAUCUGCCAUCGAUAACCUGCAGGAGCAGCUGGACAACAGCUGAGAGCCCGGCAGUCUCCUGGAGAAGGCCAAGGCGGUCCUGGAGGAGGAGAGGCUGAACCUGACGUUCGGAGCUGAAGAGCCUUCAGGCCGGUCGGACCGACAGCGACGAGGACGGAAGAGAGCCGAGGGCCAGCUGCAGGAACUGAACGCCCGGCUGGUCCAGGCCGACCGGAGAGGGAGGACGCGGGAGGAAAGGCUUCACAAGCUGCAGUGUGAGAUCGAGUCUCUCUCUGGGAGUCUGUCGUCCUCCGACUCUAAAACUCUUCGUCUCUCCAAAGAAGUCAGCAGCUUGGAGAGUCAGCUGCACGACGCCAAGGAGCUGCUUCAGGAUGAAACCAGACAGAAAAUGGCUCUGAGCUCCAGAGUUCGAGGUCUGGAGGAGGAGAAGAACGGCCUGAUGGAGCGUCUGGAGGAGGAGGAGGAACGGGUUAAAGAGCUCAACCGUCAGAUCCAGACCCACACCCAGCAGCUGGCGGAGCUCCGGAAGCAGUCGGAGGAGGUGAACACGGCGGUGGAGGCCGGGGAGGAAACCCGCAGGAAGCUGCAGAGGGAGCUGGACGGCGCCACCCAGAGGGAGAGGCAGAAAGAGGAGGAGAAGGAGAGGGUGGAGAGGCAGAGGGAGAGGCUGAGGGAGGAGAUCGAGGACAUGACGCUGGCCCUGCAGAGGGAACGGCAGAACUGUACGGCCCUGGAGAAGAGGCAGAAGAAGUUCGACCAGUGUCUGGCUGAGGAGAAGGCAGUGAGCGCUCGUCUGGCUGAAGACAGAGACCGAGCUGAAGCCGACAGCCGAGAAAAGGAAACCAGAUACCUGGCGCUGUCCAGAGCCCUGCAGGAGGCCCAGGACCAACGGGAGGAGCUGGAGAGGAGCAACAAGCAGCUCCGAGUUGAGAUGGAACAACUAAUAAACCAGCAGGACGACGUCGGCAAAAAUUUCCAUGAGCUGGAACGAACCAGGCGGACUCUGGAGACCGAAGCCCAGAACCUGCGGGUCCAGACCCAGGAGCUGGAGGAGGAGCUGUCAGAGGCGGAGAACUCGAGGCUGAGGCUGGAGGUCACCCUGCAGGCCCUGAAGGCCCAGUUCGAGAGGGAGAUCAGCAGCAGUGAGGAGAAAGGCGAGGAGAAGAGGAGGGCGCUCAGCAAGCAGGUGAGGGAGCUGGAGAUCCAGCUGGAGGAGGAGAGGACUCAGAGGUCACAGGCCGUCGCCUCCAAGAAGCAGCUGGAGGCCGAGCUGCAGGAGUCUGAAGCCCAGGUGGAGGCCGCCGGCCGGGGCAAAGAGGAGGCAGUGAAGCAGCUGAGGAGGCUGCAGGGCCAGAUGAAGGAGAUCCUGAGGGAGCUGGAUGAGACCAAACUGUCGAGAGACGAAGUGAUCGCUCAGUCCAAAGACAGCGAGAAGAAGAUCCAAACCCUGGAGGCCGAAGUUCUGCAGCUCUCUGAGGAGCUGUCAGUGUCGGAGCGUCAGAAGCGUCAGGCUCAGCAGGAGAGAGACGAGAUGUCCGACGAGAUGGUGAACAGCAGCUCUGGAAGGAACGCUCUCAGUGAGGAGAAACGACGUCUGGAGGCUCGAGUCGUUCAGUUGGAGGAAGAACUGGAGGAAGAACAGAGUAACUCUGAGCUGCUGGCAGAGAGGCAGAGGAAGACCACCCUACAGGUGGAGACCCUGACGGUCCAGCUGCAGGGGGAGAGGACUCUGGCCCAGAAGGCUGAGUCGAGCCGGGAGCAGCUGGAGAGGCAGAACAAGGAGCUGAAGACCCGCCUGGGGGAGAUGGAGGGUGCAGUGAGGGGCAAACACCGGCUCAGUGUCGCCGCCCUGGAGGCCAAGAUUGACUCCAUGGAGGAGCAGCUGGAGCAGGAGAGACAGGAACGAGCCAUCGCCAACAAGCUGAUGAGGAAGACGGAGAAGAAGCUGAAGGAGGUGAUGAUGCAGGCGGAGGACGAGAGGAGGCAUGCAGACCAGUACAGAGAGCAGCUGGAUAAGUCGAUGGUCCGUCUGAAGCAGUUGAAGCGGCAGCUGGAGGAGGUGGAGGAGGAGAACUCCCGCUCCAACGCCCAGAAGAGGAAGCUGCAGAGGGAGCUGGAGGAGAUGACGGACAGCAGCCAGAGCAUGAGCCGGGAGAUCACGUCUCUGCGCAGCCAGCUCAGACGAGCUCCGUUGCCGUUAGCGAUGCGAGGUCGCAGAGCUCUGGUGGACGAUCUCUCUCUGGAGAACUCGGACUCAGAGGAACCUCCUGCUUCUCCAACGCCGUCCUCCGGCCUGCCGGGAACCCCGACUCCGUCCUCCGAACACAACCUGGAGCCGCCGCCGUACGGCGUCAACAACGCCGAGUGACCGCAGAAACAAACGUCAACAACAAACGGCCUCUCAGUGCAGACGGAGACACAAACACAUCCAGACGCUUUCACCUAUCAAACAAACCUCGAAGAUUUUGCCUCAUUUUUUCUCUUGACGUGUAAAAAACAAACAAACAAGCAAACAAACAAACUUUUACAGCGGGAUUGAUUUUUAUUUUGUAACAAACUCCGGAAGUUUCUACGCCUCUGUGAUGCUUUUCUGCACAGCAAAUUAUUAUCGUCGUCGUCGUUGUUGUGGAGGCAGAUGGACUCAGAAAAGGUUCAGUGAUGUCAGGAGGAGAGACACCGACAGAGCAGCAGAACAUGCAGACACCAGCUCUGAGCUUCUCUCUGGUCUUUGGGUUUAUUUUGUAGAUAGAAGAAGGUCAGGUUUAGAUCACAGACCAACAUGGAGACAACUAGUGACAACAUCUAACCUCCUGCAGCGUCUGAAGGCCGUUCUGACCUCAGAAAGGAAAGAAUCGUUUUUCCUUCACUAUUAUUAUUAUUAUUAUUAUUGUUAUUGUUAUCAGACAUAAAAUAAGAUGUUUAGUGAAUCUGCUGGAGGUGAAAAUACUUAAGACAAUCUGUUCAAACACAGAGAUGAUCCUUUAUGGCUCAUUUUUUAAACACUAAUUAGAAUAUUGUGAAAAAACCAAACAGCUGCUGAUUAAUAACCGAUAUUUAAUGAUAAGGAGCUGUUUCAUAUCCGGAGUCUCGGUUGAAGUGGCAGCUGAGCUUCGGUUUGAAUCCUUUUCCGUAGGUUAGCUGGUAGUCAUAGCUUUAGCUAGUUUCUUUAACAUAUUGCUUCAGGAGUUUGUAUCAUUUCUGUCAGAUGUUGGCUGUAAGUUACUGAUCCCAGCUCGUUCUCUGCAGGAGGAAGCAUGUUUUAUUGACGGGACUUUUUGCAUGAAAGAAAAAAACCACAUGAAUGGAUUUUCUGGGACCGACGGCAACAAAAGCAGAGAAACUGUGAAUGAGUUCCUCUUUUUAUCCAAAGCAGAACGACUUGUGAUGGUUUAAGCGUUUUAUUCACUGUAACUCUGAUCUUACUGUAAAUUACUGAUCGAUGGAAGCUUGGUGUCGGCGUACGGAUGAGCAAAGGGCGUCUGUAGUGAGGUAGAGUAGCUCCUCGUAGGCGGCUGUAGAAUAAAAACGCUGCUUCUUAGUCUCGUAGUUUUAGCUUUUAAAAAAUGGAGGAACCCAGAAAUGAAGCUUUUUAUUUUCUUUACCCCCAAAGAAACAAAAUCAUCUGAAGGCGGAAAUGUUAAAGAGGCUUCUCUGCCGUUUCUGCAGCGUAUUUUAUAUUUUUUAAAAAUAUUUUGCGUCUUUUUAUUUUGGUUCGUAACCUUCUGAUGCCUCUUCAACAGCUGCUGGUCCGUCUGGAAUCAUGGAUUUAACGGGAAUGUUAACGGGAAGUGGACUGAAGCUGGGGAUUAUCUUCAUUGUUGGGUUAGUUUCUGCAUUAAUUAAUCAGUUGGUUGGUUCUAAAAUGUCUUUAAAUGUUCAAAAUGUGGAUCAUAGUUUCCUCUGAUGUCUGGUUUAGUUCAAAGAUCUUCAGUUUACUGUCACAGAGGAAAGAAACCAGAAAAUAUUCACAUUUAAGGAGCUGGAAUCACUGAAUUUAGACUGUUUUUAGUUUAAAAAUGACUCAAACUGAUGGAUUAGUAAAACAGCUGCAGAUUAAAUUCAUAUUUGACGACUAAUCAAUUCAUUAUUGCAGCUCUAGUUUAAUUUAAUUGAGUUUCUGACUGAUGGUUGAACUAAAAAAAAGGCUUUUUAAAGACUCUGAUGGACAUUUUCUCCAUCCGGAGACAUUUUAGAGACAAAACAAUGAAAAUAAUCCAGAAACUAAUCAUCAGAAUGAAAAUAAUUGUUAGUUUUUGCCCUGAAGAAGGUUAAAAGUCCAGAUUUAAUGGUAGCUUCUCUUGGAUUUCUGCAGAAAUCACCACAAACUACAUCAGGAGUCCAACUGGAGCUAAACGAGACUAGAAUUGUUUUUAGUAUCAAUUAUUUUCUGGAUUUGGAGCAAAAAUGUUCAAAAUGUGGAUCAGAGUUUCCUCUAAUGUCUGGUUUAGUCCAAAGAUCUUCAGUUUACUGUCACAGAGGAAAGAAACCAGAAAAUAUUCACAUUUAAGGAGCUGGAAUCACUGAAUUUAGACGUUUUUCUUAAAAAUACCUUUAAACUCUGAAUCCUCUGCAGUCAGUCUGGGUGAAUCCAUAUUUUCCAGGUUUUCUGUCAUCCAGCUGCUGAAGAGAAUGACUACUGAUGACGUAUUUAAGCCCAAUUAAUGGGUUUUUAUCUUUAUUAUUAUUGCUUUUAUUAUUUUGUCGAAAUGCACAGAUUCUGUUUUCUUAGUUCAAAGCUGCACUUUACAUCUAACAGUGGAGAUAAAAGCAGCUUCUGGCUCUGAAUAAUUCAAUCAUCCAGGUACAGUCGGUCUCCGUUGGAAACCAAAAACCCGACGAUCUGAUUGGACGGUCGCGUUCACCUGUAGCCAGUCGGAGGCGGAGCUUCUCUCAGCUGAUUUCUCUGUUUGUUUAUGGAACUUUUUUUUGGAAAAUGUGUUUUAUUGUUUUGUUAUUUUGCUGUAUUCAGAAACAUGUGACCGGGUUACCUUUAAUAUAUGUCAUUGGUUUUGA
Molecule: messenger RNA, 8906 nt
Organism: Acanthochromis polyacanthus (spiny chromis)
Lineage: Eukaryota; Metazoa; Chordata; Actinopteri; Pomacentridae
Gene: myh14
Product: myosin, heavy chain 14, non-muscle
Cellular component (GO): myosin complex
Molecular function (GO): actin filament binding; ATP binding; cytoskeletal motor activity
Source: RefSeq, a predicted model, not a curated record